AUGCCCCCUCCUAUCAAGUUAUUCUCCUCCGUUCCAUCCUCUUCCAAACCCAAGAAACUUCCCGUCGAACCUCUCCCUUCAUCUUUCUCGGAGAAACAAGCUAAGAAAGCUGUCGAUGCCUUAUUGAAGCACCACGAGAAGGUCUCAGCGGAGAAGGAGGAAGAAGAGUUAUUACCCAAGGAGGAUCACAUUUGGUUGGUGAUUAACACUAAGAGGGGAAGUACGAGGAAAGGUUUAAUGCCUGUCAGGAUUCAACUACCCCACCCACCUCUUCCUCCUCCACCAACAACCUCAAUCUGUCUCCUAUCCAAAUCCCCUCAGAGGGAAUACAAAGAUCUCCUAGCUGCCAAAAACAUAAAGUUCAUCUCGAGGGUGGUUGGUGUCGAAAAGUUGAAAGGGAAGUUCAAACCUUUCGAACCUCGAAGAGAACUUAUGAGGGAUCAUGAGGUUUUCUUAUGUGAUGAGAGGGUGUUGCCGCUCAUGCCGGGACUGUUGGGUAAGAUGUUCUUCGAAGCUAAGAAACAACCCAUACCUAUCAACCUCAAUCGAAAAGACCUCAAAGCAGAAUUAGGUCGAGCAAUCGCUUCUACCUAUUUCCAUCCUUCUACAGGUACUUCCUACUCUAUAAGAAUAGCCACCCCCUCAUCUUCUUCCUCCUCCCAAGUGCUUGAAAACCUCCUCGCCUCAAUCCCAUCAGUAAUUUCUAAUAUCCCAGAAGGUUGGGAAAACGUCUUAUCGGUAGGUAUCAAAACUUCCACUUCGGUCAUGUUACCUAUUUGGAAUUCGAAAUUACAAGGUAGAUUUGAUGGAUCGAGCUCGAGCGCAGGAAAAUCGAAUAAGGAUGUAGAGAUGGCCAAUGAAGAGGAAGAGGAGGAAGAAAAGAAAGAGCCAACCACGACUACGACUACGAAAAAGAAGGUAUCGAACGCUGUUGCACCGGAGAAAAAGAAGAAAUCUUCCACUAUCGGUUCAGCCAACGUAGCUAAGAAAGCUAAGAAUGAAGUGAUUGGUACACCCAAGAUCAAAUCGAAAACCAAGACGACCAAGAAAUAG
Messenger RNA from Kwoniella botswanensis, 1053 nucleotides. RefSeq lists its product as uncharacterized. The coding region runs from base 1 to 1053 and encodes 350 amino acids. The transcript has 4 exons. Lineage: Eukaryota; Fungi; Basidiomycota; Tremellomycetes; Tremellales; Cryptococcaceae. The record is from RefSeq and is a predicted model, not a curated record.